UUAUAAUCCUGGAUUGUGAUCCCUCUUCGUUUUACGCCUGCCAGCCUACACCGAAGCUCGUCCCAGCCUCCCUUGCCGUGUGCACCCCGAUCCUCGGACAAUAAACCAGUCAACAAUAGCUACGCCGUCCAUUGAUCAUUGGACGAGAGUAACAGCGCCCCGCCCGCUCCUUGCUCAGUCGGCCAAUGGCAACACCAGAUGGCAGCUCUUGCAUAUGCAUGACCAGUAGCACUCGACCAAUCGAAUACCGAGCUCGUCAAAAAGUAAUCAGCUCUAUGAUUGAUACGGAUGACAGCUAUCGAUGCAAGGGGCAAUAUGUCUCUGCUGUUUACACUAUAGCAUGGCUGCAUACACAAUAGAGGAGUGGUAGAUAUUUUGAAAGGGACCUAGACUCGUCCACUUCGGGUAUUAUCGUAAAGGGAUUAAUAAGAGAAGCAAUGAUUGGAGUGAAUAGCUUUUUCGGUAUAACGAUCCACUCUCUCUUCGUAUGACACAGACCACCGCCUCGUACAAUCAUAAUUUGCGACACCUUACCUUGAGGUCACUUGGAGUGAGCCGGACGGACCCGCAACCCAGCCCAAAACCCCUCAUCUUUCAAACCAAUUCCUCAUCCUACUCCCAUCUCUCAUUAAUUCCCAAGAAUUAUCAUUUGAAUUAUCGCCAUCACCAUCGUCACACCCCCUGCAUCCAAUCGCUGCAGCCUGGCACACAUUAAGACUAAAGCCUUUCGACACCGACUCUCUCACUCUCCCACUCCAACAUCGCCCGCUUCUUCAAGUAUCGAAGCAUUGAUCUUCUCAAUCGUAUCGUGAUCGAAGCUCAUAACGAUGUACGCAAUCGUCUGCUGCACUGGGGAUAAUUGAAUGCAACGCCCACUAAUUCGCGGAUAAAGGUAUACGACGCGUGGAACCCUUCCAUAACACUGCCGCAAGCCACGGAAAGACCCGGGCGCCCUCUCGUCAAUCCAGUCCCACCAUCACACCAUACUUGGUUUUUUUUUCCUCUGAGAGGUAUACUCAUACUAGUGGUUGGCAGGGAUUCUUUCGUGACGUUCUUGGAACCACUGAGAAGCUGAAAGCUUGCCAACAAUCGUCUGCCCUUUCGCCAUCUGUCCGAGAACAUCGCUUCGAAUUUAAACGGCUUUACGCCGAUGAAUCUCUGGAAAAGCAGCAUUUGGCUUUGAAUUUGGUUAUCUUUGGAUAUCAGAAGCCAGUGAGCACGUCGUCUCAUUUUCAUUUAGGCAACAAUAAAUGCUGCCUGAUCCAAUGGAAUCAUCUGCGGAGUCGCCACUCCGGGAGAAUUUAGCAGCAACUUCACCGGGACUGAAACACAACGGGAAUACCGCAAUCGCCAUGCCUCUGGCAAGCCCCACAACAGGAAAUCUGAACAACAAUAAUAGCAACUCGACCCGGGACGAGUGCUCACGCUGCAGCUCGCCAGCCCCUUCGCCGAACUCUUGCCCCGCCAGCCCUGCGCACAGCAGCAGCAGCGACGCCGGCUCGGUGCCGCCCUCUCCCACGGCUGCACCAACACACGUCGGGUUCUCGCCAGCAACCACCCACCACUUACCACACCGGCAACACAAACACAUCCACCACCACCACCAUCACCUCAACCUCAACAACAACAAUAACACUUUCAAUCACAUACGAUCCAAGCACGACGCUGGGUCAGAACUGUUCCUUGGCAAGACCCUGGAUUCGAAUCCCUCUCAUCAAUUUGGACUACCCCCUCACAUCCGACACCCGAUGUUAUCGCAGCCGAACCUACAGAUCCCCUUACCGGUCCGUAACCCGGUGGCUGCACCCCCGUCAUUUCUCAUACGAGACAUCCUAGGCGAUAUCAAAACGCGGGAAACGAACUCGAGAACUGAGGCAGAAAUUCACGGAUUCGACAGGCGAUCGGCAUUCCACUACAGACACAGUGAUAUCUCAUUACAGCGUGCUGAUAAAGACGAUAAGGACAUUGAUGACGACGUGGAUGACGAGGAUAGGCAUAGUGAGACGACGUCAUUGAAACGAUCGCUAUCAUCAGAUGACCUCAACGAUUCGAAGUCGAAAGACGAUUACGACAAAGGUAAGUGUACAAACUUCAACUGAUUGACCAAAUCUCACUUCUAUAAUGUACACAUUUCCCUUCUCCACUUUCUGUAUAACGUCUACAGUAUGAAAUAUUGAAGUUUAUAAAUCAUUUGUAUAUCUGUGAUUACGAACAUGAGUGAGACCAGGGGAUUGGAAGUGACACUAACAAUUCACUGAUAAAACUAUGUACAAUAACAUGAUAUAAUCUGAUCGGCAAUUAUUAGACCAGUUAACAAUUCCCUGAGUAAACCAUUAUGUUCACGUACUGUUUUUGUACACAUUAUACACUGGAUGACAAGAUGUUCUUAUUAG
This is a messenger RNA of Lytechinus pictus (painted urchin), 2393 nucleotides long. RefSeq names its product GATA zinc finger domain-containing protein 11-like. Lineage: Eukaryota; Metazoa; Echinodermata; Echinoidea; Temnopleuroida; Toxopneustidae. The record is from RefSeq and is a predicted model, not a curated record. Bases 1251 to 2099 code for a protein of 282 amino acids. The transcript has 2 exons.